Arachis duranensis is the source of this 1276-nucleotide messenger RNA. Its product is annotated as LOB domain-containing protein 25. The transcript is spliced from 3 exons. The record is from RefSeq and is a predicted model, not a curated record. Lineage: Eukaryota; Viridiplantae; Streptophyta; Magnoliopsida; Fabales; Fabaceae. Bases 390 to 914 code for a protein of 174 amino acids.
AUUCCUCUCUCUCUCUCUCUCUCUCUAUCUCUUUGGAAUUGAAAUGCUCUUUGUCCCUAACACUCUCUGCUGUCACUGUAUUUGCGGUUUUCUCUCAUCUUGUCCUGCAACUAAUUAGGGUUUCCCCCAUGAACUCUCACAUCCAUUAAUAGUACUCAAUUUUUCAUUCCAAUCCAAGAUAUAUCAUCGAUCUAUCACACCCUUCAAUGUAAUUUUCUUUUUCACUCACACUAUAAAGGAAUAUAGAUAGAUCUAUAUAGCCCUCUACAUAUUCUUUCUUCAAAAUACAAAAAACCAAUAUAUUAUAAGAGAAUAGUUGAAAAUUGAAGGAAGUUCCAACACACGUCCAAUUGAAGUGAAAAAAGAUUCCUGGCAAGAAGAUCAUAUAUAUGGCUUCAUCAUCAUCUUCUUCAAGCUACUCAAAUUCUCCAUGUGCGGCAUGCAAGUUCUUGAGAAGAAAAUGCUUACCGGAUUGCAUUUUCGCGCCCUAUUUCCCGCCGGAAGAGCCUCAAAAAUUCGCAAACGUUCACAAGAUCUUCGGCGCAAGCAAUGUAAGCAAGCUUCUAAAUGAAGUUCAGCCUCAUCAAAGGGAAGACGCGGUGAAUUCUCUUGCAUAUGAGGCUGAAGCAAGGAUCAAGGAUCCAGUUUAUGGUUGUGUUGGUGCAAUUUCAGUGCUCCAAAGACAAGUUAUUAGGCUCCAAAAGGAGCUUGAUGCCACAAAUGCUGAUUUGAUGAGAUAUUGCAAUGAAGUUCCUAACCCUACUUUAGGAAGAAGGAAUAAUCAUAAUAAUAACAACAAUAAUAAUAAUUUGGGUGAAGGAGGUGGUGGUUCUUUUUAUUUCCCUUCUUCUUCUUCUUCAGCUUGGAACAAUGAUGAUACUUGUGGUGGUGGGGAUGGCUACCAUAGAGGUUGAUUUGAUUCAUAUAUAUCUAUCUAGGUAUAUAUAUAUAUGUGAAUCAAUAAUUAUUAGUGGUUAUUAUAUGGUGAUAUGAAUACUCACGUAUAAUUGUCUUUAUGUGAAGUUAAUAGUUGAAAAAUAUAUAUUAGAUGAUAAUUUAGUCAAACAUAUUAAAUUAUCUAAUAAUUUUCAACAAAUAUCUUCAUAUAAAGACAAGUGCAGGUAAAUUUUAACUUAUUAUAUAUGUGCAAGUUAUUGUUGUUUGAAAACUUAAUUAGGGUUUACUUGCUUUGGUAAAGUAGUAUUUGGUGAAGGGGUUUCAAUGUGUUUGUAUAUAUGUAAAUGUUACUGUAUGGUUUCUCAAGGUAUAUACAUAA